CGAGAUAAAGUUUAUAGUGAAACUUUUGAUAGUAAGAAUAAUUUUUGCUGAAAAAAACACUGUGAACCACAUUAGUUAUUCCAUGUUAGCUAAUUGAUAAUGUUUAUAAAAAACCGAUAAAAAACCCGUUAAAAGUGCCAUGGGAAAAAAUAAUUUAUGGAAUUAUAAAAAUAAUAAUUUAAUAAGCUUACAUAAAAUCACGGCCAAAAUGUAAGGCAAUGUAAAAUGUAAGUUGUUUGAACUGGCCAGACAAAUGGAAUAAUCUUGUCUAUAUAUUUAAGAAUUUUUGUUUUGCUGAAUCAAAUUUCAACAUUCGUUUUGCUAAAAGAGCAAAGAAUUGAAACGCAAUACUCAAUAAAAUAUUUGUUUAUUCAGAAAAAUCUGUAUCUAAAUAAAACCUAUUAAAAAAAGUUUUGUAAAAGGUAGAAAGUGGACCAGAGGUUAUAAGGCCAAAGGAAAGUUCAAAAAAAUAAAUGCGUCGUAGCAUAGAGAAUUAUUGCUCCAAUUAUCUGACGACCCCUGCAAAUAAAAAUAAAUAUUCCAGUUUAGGCCUCAUUUCAUUAUCUAUUGAACAGUGCAAUCCGACCAUGGGCUGUUGAACUGACUGAGUGCGCGAGUAUAGUGCUAAUAAAUCGCGUUUGUAUGUGUGUGGGAACAACGCACCCCUAGCUCGGGGUUGAUUUCCCAGUUGCGAUAGCAUCGAAAUUGCGCCGACUAAAAAUACAUGGCGCGCGAUAUAGCUAGAGCACGGAGAUCCCAACAGGAGAUAAGCGUUGGCCAGUGGCGGUGCACAUGCACGUGUACAUAUGGCCACGGUCUUUCCCUUUCCGAGAAUCUGCUGGACACAUCGCGUUCUCCAAAAUCUCUCGGGGCUGCAAUAAAAAUGAUCGUUUCGUGCGCCCCGUUCUGAUUCCUUCUAACAGCAAUCUCAUCGCCGAUGAGAAAAAAAAAUCAAGUAAAAAUUGAUCCACUUUGGUUGGGAAAGGUAAAUUUUCCACGUCUAGCCGUAUCUGUAAGAUGAACUAAUGAAAUGCUGUGAAAUACGAAUAAAUUGUUAAAAUUCACUUAUUUUAAUUUUCAGUUUAUUCUUAUUGAAUCAUUAAUUUAUUUAGAAAUGAAAUAUUUCUCAUUUUCAUUUUGAAUUUGAAGAUUUUAAAAUUACCUCCCUGACGCUUAUUUAUGCGACUAUUGUAAAGCAAAAGAAAAUAAUCCAUUCAUUUUGAACGUAUCAUUGACUUACGAAAUCAAAAUUUCCCCUAUUUAAAUUGUUUGCUUGGAUAUUUCUAGAAAAUUUCGGAGACAGUUGUUAACUUUUCAAUUUGUGAGAUUAGAUUUUUGAGAAAUAAAUGUUAAUAUUUAGCCUCCAUAAAAUAAAAAAUAAAAUAAGCGUUUUAGGAAGUGGCUUUUAUAAGCGCGAAUUUAUGCCGCAGAUACACAAAGGGUAACGACGGUUUGGACUGCUUCCUUUUCGGCGCAGAUGCAUACAUAUUUCAUGCCAUUUUCACCAAAUCGCGUCAUUAGCAUUGCGAGGGGGUGGCUUUUCCGGGAGUGCGUCGUGCGAGGGUCGCUCGUGAAUGGCCGGUUGCGCAACGUGAAAAAGCGCAUUUUCACUUUUCCCCGCGGGCAGGUGCUACAAUAGGCGCGCAGGGGAACGAACAAUUGUGGCCGGCGGCGAGGGGGAUUUAUGUAUAUUUUAUAGGACCCCUCCGUGCAUCGAUUUACCUGGCACAGUCACGAACACUCGCACACCACACACAAGGCAGUGCUUCAAGACUUUGCCGUCCAAGUAUGCAGCGAAGCCACCUGAGAUCAUGAAGUACAUCACCCUGACCGCUGCCCUGGCCCACCAGGAGACCCUUCCUGACGCCACCCAACAAGAGCCAAACAGCCCCGUCGCCUGCAAUGAGGGCGAUGCUGAGCUCUGCGGUGAUGAGGAGCAGGACCUGCGGAGCCUGAGUUGGCUCCAGAGCGGCGACCUUCUGCGUUUGACGCCCAAAAUGCCCCCGACGCCGCCUCCCAGCCCGCUGCCCAUGAAGCCGCCGUCGCCACCGCCGCUCGAGAUGUACCGGCGGCAGGGCGACAAGAAACCACCCUUUUCGUACGCGGCCCUCAUUGGCAUGGCCAUGUCGGCGCACAACAACAAAAUGACCCUGUCGGCCAUCUACGCUUGGAUCAGGGAGAACUUCCUCUACUAUCGCAAUGCCGACCCCAGUUGGCAGAAUUCCAUUCGUCACAACCUGUCAUUAAACAAGUGCUUCGUCAAGUUGCCCCGUUCCAAGGAUGAGCCGGGCAAGGGUGGCUUUUGGUGUUUUGACACCAGUUCGCUCAAGGUGAGCGGCAGCGUGGCGCAGUUGGGCCGUGGCGGCGUUUUGCGCCUCGGCGCUUCCCGCAAGCGCAAGAGGAGGCGGCCACCCCCAAAACAGCCCUCAACUCCAUCUGUCAGCAUCACCGUGGCUCCAUGGGUGGCUCCUCUCACUGCCCUGCACCAACAACAGCAGCAGCAACAACGGCAGCAAAUCAUCCUUGACACUUCGGAUGGUGGUCAUGUCUCGGGUCAGAGCAUCUUAGGCCCGUUGCCUCCAAGCGCGGACAUCACGGUACUUGGCGAAGACGACUUAGCAGGCUUCCUGGGCGGCACUGGAUCGUGGGAUGAAACACAGCUCGAGCUGCUCGACUCCAUUCUCGACUCUCUUUAAUCUCUGUAUUUUUGCAGAUUUGAUGCCGAUUCAAAAUUUUCCUCUUCUGGGAUCAAAUAUUAAUUUUAAUUCAGCUUCCAUUUUACUUUUUGAUCUUGUUUGCUCACUCAGUUCCAAUCAAGAUUUGAUAAAAUCAUUAAUGAUUUUUUUUAUCGGAUUUUACUUUUGACAUUUUGGUCAAAAGACAAAUUUUGCUCAAGUACUAUUUUAUUAUUUCCCUUCUUGUCCCUCAAACGUUGUCUACACAAUAUAUCAAGUAUUCCACUUUCGAGUGUCUUCCUAGUUGAUUUCACCUCUGAGAAUUGGAGUCGGAUCGACACUGCAACAACUGCUGCUUAUACCUUAUCUCACUCAAUCCAGUACUUUUUAUUCUCCCAUGCUGACCGAGUGCAUGAAAUUCUCAAGUUGCAUGCGUUUAACUUCUUUAUGUCCACUUUAAAAUAUGACGUCUAGUGGAUCGAUUUCUCUCUACUGCUGCAUUUCUAGUCUAUUUUGAAUUAGCAAUGAUUUUUUUACAUGAUAAUAUUUUUUGCAAAUUAAUUUAUAAAACAGAUCUGACGUCAUUGUUAUGUCUGCUAUUUAUUAUAAUUUUUUUUGUCAAUUUAAUACUACAGUACUCAAGUUCUAGCAAAAGCCGCUGAAUAUUGACUCCGCUUUGUUGAAAUAUUAUAAAAUGUGCGUGUUUCUUUGAAAAUUAACAAUAAUUUUGCCAGAUGUUUUGAAGAAAUAUAAAUUUUGAGAUUGUUUUAAAAUACUUUUAACUCUAUUUAAUAGUGUUAAGAGCUUGGCAACUUUAAUUUGAAAUGUUCAACCUGCUCUCUAUAAUUUUAGUCCACUCGUUGAGCCAGGGUGUUUAUAGCACAACUUGAGUGAAAUUAGCUUAACAUACAAUAGUUAACACGUAAGAAAAUAUAAUGCCUGAAUAUCUUCCGUCCAAUGAAAGUUUGACAAAAAGAUGUAUAUGAGUAGCAUAGUAAUAACAUUUUUAUCUAGUCUGGAGGCAUGAAUAUAAAGAUUGACUAACAAUUCCGUCCAAAAUAUUGUGGCUUAUUUUUGCUUAAUUUGUAUGUGACUUUGCCUUUGAGAUGGUGUAAAAUUAUAAUGUUGAUUAUUCUUCAUUACGAGUAAAUAAAAGUGAGUAUAUAAAUCU
Neocloeon triangulifer is the source of this 3846-nucleotide messenger RNA. Its product is annotated as forkhead box protein J1-like. Gene Ontology annotation, molecular function: DNA-binding transcription factor activity, RNA polymerase II-specific; RNA polymerase II cis-regulatory region sequence-specific DNA binding. The record is from RefSeq and is a predicted model, not a curated record. NCBI's taxonomy places the organism in Eukaryota, Metazoa, Arthropoda, Insecta, Ephemeroptera, Baetidae. Gene Ontology annotation, biological process: regulation of transcription by RNA polymerase II. Bases 1812 to 2696 code for a protein of 294 amino acids. The transcript is spliced from 3 exons.